CGGGCGGGGCGCGCGGGACGGGCCGGCCGGGCUGCCCCGGGCGCUCCGUGCCAGCGAGCGCCGCGCGCCGCAGCCAUGACGGUGGAGUUCGAGGAGUGCGUCAAGGACUCGCCGCGCUUCAGGGCAACCAUCGAUGAGGUGGAAGCGGACGUGGUGGAGGUCGAGGCCAAGCUGGACAAGCUGGUCAAGCUGUGCAGUGGCAUGAUCGAGGCUGGCAAGGCCUACGUCAGCACCAACAGGCUCUUCGUGAGUGGCAUCCGCGACCUGUCCCAGCAGUGCCAGGGCGACACUGUCAUCUCGGAAUGCCUGCAGAGGUUUGGAGACAGCUUGCAGGAGGUGGUCAACUACCACAUGAUCCUGUUUGAUCAGGCCCAGAGGUCUGUGCGGCAGCAGCUCCACAACUUUGUCAAAGAGGACGUGCGGAAGUUCAAGGAGACAAAGAAGCAGUUCGACAAGGUGCGGGAGGACAUGGAGCUGUCCCUGGUGAGGAACGCGCAGGCCCCGAGGCACCGGCCCCACGAGGUGGAGGAGGCUGCGGGCGCCCUCAGCCUCACCCGGAAGUGCUUCCGCCACCUGGCGCUGGACUACGUGCUCCAGAUCAACGUCCUUCAGGCCAAGAAGAAGUUUGAGAUCCUGGACUCUAUGCUGUCCUUCAUGCACGCCCAGUACAGCUUCUUCCAGCAGGGCUACAGCCUCCUGCACCAGCUGGACCCCUACAUGAAAAAGCUGGCGGCUGAGCUGGACCAGCUGGUGGUCGACUCUGCGGUGGAGAAGCGCGAGAUGGAACGCAAGCACGCCGCCAUCCAGCAGCGGACGCUGCUGCAGGACUUCUACGAUGAGGCCAAGGUGGAGUUUGACGUGGACGCGCCCAGCGGCGUGGUGAUGGAGGGCUACCUCUUCAAGAGGGCCAGCAACGCCUUCAAGACGUGGAAUCGGCGCUGGUUCUCCAUUCAGAACAGCCAGCUGGUCUACCAGAAGAAGCUCAAGGACGCGCUGACCGUGGUGGUGGACGACCUCCGCCUGUGCUCCGUCAAGCCGUGCGAGGACAUCGAGAGGAGGUUCUGCUUCGAGGUCGUGUCUCCCACCAAGAGCUGCAUGCUGCAGGCCGACUCAGAGAGGCUGCGGCAGGCCUGGGUGCAGGCCGUGCAGGCCAGCAUCGCCUCUGCCUACCGCGAGAGCCCGGACAGCUGCUACAGCGAGAGGCUGGACCGCACGGCGUCCCCGUCCACAAGCAGCAUCGACUCGGCCACGGACUCUCGGGAGCGCGGCGGCAAGGGUGAGAGCGUGCUGCAGCGUGUGCAGAGCGUGGCCGGCAACAGCCAGUGUGGCGACUGCGGCCAGCCGGACCCCCGCUGGGCCAGCAUCAACCUGGGCGUGCUGCUGUGCAUCGAGUGCUCAGGCAUCCACAGGAGCCUGGGCGUCCACUGCUCCAAGGUGCGGUCCCUGACGCUGGACUCCUGGGAGCCAGAGCUGCUGAAGCUGAUGUGUGAGCUUGGAAACAGCACCGUGAACCAGAUCUACGAGGCCCGGUGUGAGGGUGUGGGCAGCAGGAAGCCCACGGCCAGCAGCCCCAGGCAGGACAAGGAGGCCUGGAUCAAGGACAAAUACGUGGAGAGGAAGUUCCUGCAGAAGCCGCCCACCGCACCAGCGCGAGAGGCCCCGAGGCGCUGGCGGGCGCAGAAGUGCCAACGCCCUCACAGCUCCCCCCGCGCCCCCACCGGCCUCCGCAAGGCCCGGCUGGAGCCCGUCCUGCCCUGCGUCGCGGCCCUGUCCUCAGCAAGCACCCUGGAGCGCAGGUUCCGCCGGGACUCUCUCUUCUGCCCAGACGAGCUGGACUCCCUCUUCUCCUACUUCGACGCCGGGGCUGCCGGGGCCGGUCCGCGAAGUCUGAGCAACGACAGUGGUCUGGGUGGCAGCUCAGACGGCAGCUCGGACGUCCUGGCCUUCGGCGCGGGCUCUGUGGUGGACAGUGUCAGGGAGGAGGAGGGCGCGGAGUCUGAGGAGUCCAGCGGCGAGGUGGAUGCGGAUACCGAGGCAGAGGCCUGGGGCCUGGCAGACGUGCGCGAGCUGCACCCCGGCCUGCUGGCGCACCGGGCGGCGCGUACCGGAGACCUCCCCACGCUGGUCGCGGCGCUGGCCCAUGGGGCCGAGGUCAACUGGGUCGACUCGGAGGAGGAGGGCAGGACGCCGCUGGUGCAGGCCGUGCUGGGGGGCUCCUUGAUCACCUGUGAGUUCCUCCUGCAAAACGGAGCGGACGUGAACCAAAGAGACAGCCGGGGCCGGGCGCCCCUGCACCACGCCACGCUGCUGGGCCGCACCGGCCAGGUCUGCCUGCUGCUGAAGCGGGGGGCCGACCAGCACGCCCUGGACCAGGAGCGGCAGGACCCGCUGGCCAUGGCCGUGCAGGCAGCCAACGCCGACAUCGUCACGCUGCUCCGCCUGGCGCGCAUGGCGGAGGAGAUGCGGGAGGCCGAGGCGCCCCCGGGUCAGCCGGGCCCCCUGGCAGGUAGCAGCCCCACGGAGCUCCAGUACCGCAGGUGCAUCCAGGAGUUCAUCAGCCUCCACCUGGAGGAGAGCUAGGGUCGGUCGGACCCGGCCCUCGGCAGCCACACCCCACCCCUGACGACACCACACGGCCAUUUCCGACAGCCCCAGUGCCUGACGCUGCGGGAGCCCCGUCCCCUCUCCCCUCCUUCCAGCGCCUGGACCCUCGGGCCAGGAGGGGGACGCUGGGAUGGGAGCAGACCCCAGCACCGAGUCUGCCGGAGCCCCACAGUUCCCUGGAGGUGCUGCGUCAUUUGGUGCCCUCACCCCCUCACCCGGGGACCCUCUGUCUCCAGGUCACCCUGUCCCUGGGGGCCUGGGUUGCUCACAUAUGUCACAAACCACUCUCAAGGCCCAUGCCACCUCACGUCCCCACUUGACUGUCCCAGCACAUGGACCUGCGAGCUGGGUCCCUCCCGCACAGCCCCAGGGCCCCGCGCUAGGCCCUGGGCGGGCGGGCGGCCGCCAGCACCUUGCAGGGAACCAACCUGAGUACCUCACGGGGGACCCCAGCAUCCAGGCAGGCGCGGGGUAGGUGGCCCCUGGCCUGGGCCCUCAUCCCUGGCUGGGCGCAGGCGUCCAGGGCCACGUGGCUGGCCACACAGGCCCCGGUGCCAGGUGGCCCCAGGCCCGUCCCUGCCUCCUCCAGAGGCCCUUCUCCUGGUACUCAGCCGGGGCCUGUGCACAAGCCACUUUCCACCGGCACCCGAUGUCCUGUCGCUGCCCGCGUGGAUUCUCUACAGCAACCUCGUUCUGACUCUUUCCUCUGGACCCCGAGGACCACCCUGACUCCAGCUCUGCCCGCCUGGGGGAAGCUCCUGCCCCUCCCAGCCUUGCCCCUUGGGCUGGGCCCCCUGACGGGUCCAGGGGCCCCUCAGCUUGUUCUGUGGGGCCCACCGAUGCCUUCAUGCUCCCCUUUUCUGCAGGAGCCAGGACAGAGGCUGGGCCUCCCAGCUGUGGGCCCUCAGUCCGGCCAAGGCCAGUCAGCUGGCCACUAUGCAAAUGCUGCCCGGGAGGCCCCCAGUCCCCUGCCUGCUGGCUGUGACCCCUAAAGAGCAGAAUUAACUCCCUCCCCCUGCUUGAGCUCGGCCCCUCCUCCCAGCCCUGCCCAGGCCGGGGUCGGCCCUCCUGCUCCGAUCAGUCACUCGCUGUUAAUAAACUGCUUGCGCCCACUGCCUG
Messenger RNA from Lemur catta (Ring-tailed lemur), 3723 nucleotides. RefSeq names its product ArfGAP with coiled-coil, ankyrin repeat and PH domains 3 (gene ACAP3). The coding region runs from base 76 to 2580 and encodes 834 amino acids. The transcript is spliced from 24 exons. The record is from RefSeq and is a predicted model, not a curated record. Gene Ontology annotation, molecular function: protein binding; GTPase activator activity. Lineage: Eukaryota; Metazoa; Chordata; Mammalia; Primates; Lemuridae. Gene Ontology annotation, cellular component: cytoplasm.